Molecule: messenger RNA, 3136 nt
Organism: Adelges cooleyi (spruce gall adelgid)
Lineage: Eukaryota; Metazoa; Arthropoda; Insecta; Hemiptera; Adelgidae
Gene: ss
Product: aryl hydrocarbon receptor protein 1
Exons: 11
Coding region: 473-2809 (778 amino acids)
Biological process (GO): regulation of transcription by RNA polymerase II
Cellular component (GO): aryl hydrocarbon receptor complex; nucleus
Molecular function (GO): protein binding; nuclear receptor activity; transcription cis-regulatory region binding
Source: RefSeq, a predicted model, not a curated record
CCCCAAAACGGAGUACGUCACGGGGACGGGGCCAUGCGGCGCCCCCCCAACACCGUAUCACCAGCCGUUGAUCGAACACCACCAGAACAACAACCACGUGCAGCACCACCAGCUAGUACCGCCGCCGCCGACGUCGCUGCCGCUGUCGCAGGCCGGCGGUCACUUGCGCGGUGGUCAAUCCACCGGCGCCGCCGUUCUACCCACGCCCGUCCAGCCCGUCAACCCGUUGAGCACGGUGUACGCGACCAAGAGACGCCGGCGAAACGGCAAAAGUGUAAAAGCCACCCCAAAAGAUGGCGGCGUGGGCAAGAGCAACCCCAGCAAACGGCACCGGGAACGGCUGAACGCCGAACUGGACACGCUGGCCAACCUGUUGCCGUUCGAGCACAACAUCCUGUCCAAACUGGACAGGCUGUCCAUACUCCGGUUGUCGGUUAGCUAUCUGCGCACCAAGAGCUAUUUCCAAGUCACAAUGCACAAGUCCAAAGAAGAACAAGCCAAUGUUACCAGCUCCCAGUACCAGCGUUCGCGCACGUGCCCGGAGCCUCAUCACUUGCACUUGGACGGAGACAUGUUCCUACAAGCGUUAAACGGAUUUUUAGUGAUGCUCACCUGCGACGGCGAGGUGUUUUUUGCUACGCACACCAUAGAAAAUUAUCUUGGCUUCCAUCAAUCCGACAUCGUGCACCAGUCCGUUUACGAGCUAGUGCAUUCCGAGGACCGGGAAGAACUGCAGAGACAACUUAUGUGGAACUCGGCUUUACCGUCUGAACCAGGAUCCCCUUCCCCGUCCAUCACUCUGCACGAGGCGUUGCACCCCGACAACGGUCGCCUGCUGCAGCGCAGUUUCACCAUCCGCUUCAGGUGUCUUUUGGACAACACAUCCGGAUUUUUGAGACUGGACGUCCGAGGCCGGAUCAAAGUCAUCCACGGCCAAAACCGCAAGUCGGACGAACCCCCUCCGUUGGGCUUAUUUGCAUUGUGCACGCCGUUCGGGCCGCCUUCGUUGCUGGAAAUCCCGCACAAGGAAGUAAUGUUCAAGAGCAAACACAAGCUCGAUCUCAGCCUGGUGUCCAUGGACCAAAGGGGCAAACUAUUAUUGGGUUAUUGCGAUUCCGAACUGGCCAACAUGGGAGGAUACGACCUGGUCCAUUACGACGACUUAGCGUACGUGGCCAGUGCUCACCAAGAACUGUUAAAGACCGGUGCUUCGGGAAUGAUAGCGUACAGAGUGCAAACAAAACAGGGAACGUGGCAAUGGUUGCAGACCAGUUCCAGGCUGGUGUACAAAAACUCAAAACCUGAUUUCGUGAUAGGCACGCAUAGGCCGUUGAUGGAAGAAGAAGGCCGAGAUUUGUUGGGCAAACGGACGAUGGACUUUAAGGUGAGCUACUUGGACGCCGGCUUGACCAACAGCUACUUUAGUGACUCGGAUCAGCUGACGGGCACUCUGCCACCCGCCGCCGUGCCCACUAGUCAACCGCAGCCAUCGCAGCCCAGACGCCGGUACAAAACUCACCUACGGGACUUCUUGUCCACGUGCCGUACCAAGCGAAAACUUUCCGCGUCGGCUGCGGCCACGCCGCCGGUGACCGUUGCCGAGUAUCCAACGGUACAGGUGCCGUCCGUGCCACCGGUGGCAGCCCCGGCGGACGUGCUCUACACAAAUCUCAACACGGCCGCACUCUACUCGACCGCGCCGUACAACGGUACCGCCAUGCCGGACAACGGUGCAGGCUACCAAACGAAUUACCAUCAGACUUUGUACGACACGCGGAUACCCUACUUGACGACGACAGACAAUCUAUUCCAGUACAGGCCUUUGGGCAAUUAUUACACCGAGUACCACACGCCGGCGAGUACGCCGUACAUGGGACACGGUUUUUUGGACAUUAACCCUAGGGCACCGCCGGUCCAAUGCGGCUUACCCACGUAUGACCAACUGACCGCGGUGGCCGGAAACAGGGACUGCGACAAGUUGUACGGGUCGCCUCCUGUGUCGAUGGAACAACAACACCAGCAACAACAGCAACAGCAGCAGCAGCAGGGGUCGGCGGAGAACGACGUCUCUAAGUGCAUGGACCAGGGGACGCCGUACCUGAUACCGCUGUGCGACGUCCAGUUCCGGGUGAAGAGUUCCUCGCCGAUACCAAACGGUUUGAAAAUAGAAGACUCGAAAUCCGAGUACGGCAUGCAGUCCGAUUCGGACGCGCCUAGACAAACGGUACUCAUGUGGGGAACGUGUGUAGGGAAUUCGUCGACGUCGCCGAACCAAUCGCCGGGCGGUAGUGGCGGCAGUGGCGUGGGCAGCGGCAGUAGCGGAGGCGACGGCGGCGACUCGAGGACACCGCCACAGACCAACGGCCAUCCGCCGUCGCCGUAUCAGCUGCAGCCCAAGAAAAUGUCGCCGCCGUCGUCGUCGUCCGACGGGCUCAAGUCUCAACUGCUGACGGAAAUGCAGCCCGACACGCCGCCCAGCCCAGCGUACGCCAACCACCAUCAGUAUCACCACCACCAUCACCAGUAUCACCAACAUCUGACCGGGGGCGCUGAGGUAUGGACACCCCCGCACGCGCACCCACCGCACCACUUCUAUGCUUAUCACCACCACCACCACCACAGCAACACCGACAGCAACAGCAACAGCACGGAUGCCUAUCACGACUCGCCUUACCACAACAAUUAUCUGUACAAUCACAGUGCUCAUCAUCAUCAACCGGCUGUGCCUCCACAAUCGCAAUACCCGAGUCCGUCUCCGUCCAGAUUAAAUCACAGGACUGCAGUCCUCUGCUGUCCAUCUCGGAGGUAACCAACACACUGCUCAACCAAUGAUGAUGGUCCAGGCAAUCAGGAAAUAAUAAUAAGAUUACAAAUCAUAAUAUUACAGCUCAUUCCGGAAUGACUUUUUUUUCCCAAACCAUACACAUUUAACGUGGAAAAAAUAAAUGGUUUUUUGAAAAAAUUAUAUAAAUUAAUAUUAAAGUACCGAAACGGUUGAAUUUUGACUGGAUUAACAAUAACUCAAUGUAAACGUUCAUUCUUACUCACAGUAAGGUACUUAAUAUUAUAUUACUGCCAGUUCUAGUCUUGAUAUUAGUAGCUCCUCACGAAAAAAAAAAUAUUUAAUAAAAAAAAA